AUGGCACGGCUCCCGGGGCCAGGGCCAGGGCCGGGGGGACCUCCGUGGCCUCGGCACACGGAGGCGUUCAAGCACGUGAUCUCGCUGGGCUGCCGCUGCUCACAGUCCUCCGUGUACAAGGCCAUGGGGGCACGCCGCUAUGCAUGUCCUUUCGACUGGAUCUUCAGUUCUGCGGCAAUGGUGUCUCAUUGCUUGCGGGAUGACUUCCGAGACUUUCUUGACAAACGCCAGUACCACCUCAACGGCACUUCCUUCGAUGCUAUCGGCCUCAAGCCGGGAUCAGCUCCCCGAGAACGGAAGCUGAUCGGCCACAAAACUUAUUCUGAAAUGACAGCCGGAGUAGGGCGCGGGACUAUCUUCAACCAUCGCGAUCCACUGCAUGAUGACUCUGACUACCUUUACAUCCAGCGCUGCGUUCAGCGCUUCCGAUGCCUGCUUGGAUCCGCUGACCGCAAACUCUUCGUUGUGCUGAACUUGAACCGGCAGCUUUGGAUCGAGGCGGAUUUCAUGGAGCUCUUCCGCGAGUUGUCGCAAAAGACCUGCAACUUUCUUCUCCUGGUCUUGGACUGUAGCGGCAAGAACAUCGGCCCGACUGCGGCAGGGAUGCCUCUGGAGGACUGCGAGCCCUCCUUAGAGUUAUGCCGGCAAAGCCACCCUGGGCAAUGUGAUUUGCUAAUAUGCAGGCUUCCUUGCGUGGGGGAAAACACUGGCUCCUACUUCCGGGAUGACAUCGACGCGCAGCGCGUCCGCGCGGUCCUGCUGGACCCCUUCCGCUUUGACCUAGCGCCGGAUCCCUUGCAGGAGGCUGAGGCCGGGCUGAGGCCGAGGAUCCCGGCGCCCUCCGCCGGACCCGAACACAGUGGAGAGGCGGGUGGAUAUGCAGCGGCGGGGAGUGUGCGCAGGUGGAGUGGUGAGGGGCAAGAUGCAGAGAUCCAGGUCGCCCUCGGCGAGGAGGCCGAGGAGAAGCCAAGACGACGCUGGGGCCGGGCCUCGUAG
Molecule: messenger RNA, 996 nt
Organism: Symbiodinium sp. CCMP2592
Lineage: Eukaryota; Dinophyceae; Suessiales; Symbiodiniaceae
Source: the annotation of a GenBank genome assembly